Messenger RNA from Lynx canadensis (Canada lynx), 450 nucleotides. RefSeq names its product IQ domain-containing protein F5-like. Gene Ontology annotation, molecular function: calmodulin binding. The record is from RefSeq and is a predicted model, not a curated record. The coding region runs from base 1 to 450 and encodes 149 amino acids. The transcript is spliced from 2 exons. NCBI's taxonomy places the organism in Eukaryota, Metazoa, Chordata, Mammalia, Carnivora, Felidae.
AUGGGGGCAGGCCCUGGAAUAAAGACCACCACAAAACAGGAAGCGGCCAUGUUCAUCCAGGCCUGGUGGCGGGGCACCCUGGUACGCCGGACACUGUUGCACGCAUCCCUCAGAGCGUGGAUAAUUCAGCGCUGGUGGAAGCAGAUGCUGGUGAAGCUGAUGGAGAAGAAGAAGCGAUUAUCCCUACAGUUCUAUGCUCAGCAAGAAUGGGCAGUGGUCAAGCUGCAGUCCUGGGUCCGCAUGUGGCGCUUACGCCUUCGUUACUGCCGUUUGCUCCACGCUGUCCGCAUCAUCCAGAUCUAUUGGCGCUGGCAUAUUUGUCAAACACGUGGCUUUAUUCAGGGCCGUUACAACCUCAAAGAAAGCCAACUAAAUCUUCAACUUGAAAUCUCUUUAGGCUUACAGGCUUGUAAAGUGCAACAGUGCAUACCCCUUCCAGUAAAUGAAUGA